GCCAAUGGGGGCAACCAGAGGCCAUAAAAUGGUUGCCAAUUGACUCAAUCUGGUUGCUAAGGGCAACCUUUACUGUCGAGCCCUGACAGAACCUAGUACUUUUGUCGGAGGAGUGAGGCAGAGGGAUUGCAGGGUUCGCUAUUUAGGUAAUUAUUGUCUCAUUUGUGGUAUGAUAAACAUUCAAUUAAUCAAAUUUAGUGCCCCAAAUUGCUAUUUUCCAAGCUACUGUAGCUGUCAUGUUUGGUUGCAGCCACAGACCAUUGAUGUAUAACAGAACCUGGAUACAGCGUUUGAAGUGGAGCCCUGUUCAUUCCUGUUAGAGUUACUCACUGGUGCAUGAAGCCAAAAAUUACCCAGAUGAUUGUGCGGCCCAUAGAGCAGGCGGACUAGUGACCUCCUCCGCCAGCUGAUCCGAUACUUCCAGUUUAGCGCUCUAACUUGAACUUGAUUAAAUGAUUUAAUUGUGGGGCUCUUCUAGAUUUUCCAAAUGUUAUAAGAUAUAAAAGAUCAAAUUCUGAUAGUGAAUCCAGCCAUUUUGCAGGGGUUGUGACGCUCAAACUUUUUGCACCCUCAAAUGAGGUAACCGCAAACCUUUUGUGCAAAUCUUUUUUAUGCACUCGCACAUUGGAAAUGAUUUGUGCAAAUAUUUCAUUUUUUCACAAAGUAUUCACAGCUAAAGAUCUCCGUAUGGAUUCAAAAACUAAAUCUAGUUCAGAUAUUUUUCACACAAACAACUUUAUUUGAUCAAAACGUUUACACAUUAACACAUUCAGAUAUGGUGAUGCUUGCUACAAUACUUAAGACCCCAUUUUCUUUCCAUAGAGGUGAUGUUAGUUGGUUUUAUAUCAUGUCAGGAUUUGUAUUACAGGGCAAUUGAGACAUACUUUUGUCACACUAAGUUGUUAUACCGUUAAAAUUGUGGCGUGAUUUGUGAAUCCUUCCUGGUGACGCGUUUACACGCUGAAGUGAAGGUAUGACAACAGAACUUUGCCAUUCAUAUGCCACAUAAGGAAUACAGAUGAACGUCCUGACAGUUGUGUUGAAUGGUCUAUGAAAAUAAUUUUGCUGACUUCAGAUGGAAAUUGUUUUGCUACAUGACAGCACACUGUCCUGAUGGGGAACGCUGAUGAGAAGACAAUUACACUUUCUAUGGAACAACUGUUAUACUUUAUCUGUUUGCACCAAAGUAUACAGAGGAGGAAAUGUUGCAGAGCGGGACAGGGAAUGGGCAAGAAGAGGAGACACUGACCGUAUUGCAUUAACCAGAAUGCCAGCCUCUUGAACACACAGACUGCAGCAGUGGUGUAGAUUGCCAAACAACGCAAACCAUAAUGGUGUUUUUUUUCCAGCCAUGAAUAGGAUAUUUUGGAAACGCUGUUAUAGCAAGGUGGCGCUACAGUGGAUGAGUCUUUUGAGUGUUAAUACAUCCUGAUUUCAGCCCUCUCCUGCAAAUAUGCUUUAAAGUUGAUGAUUGAGUUGUGCGUGCUUUGUAGCUAGUAUUGUUUGGGUCAGAAGCGUGGUGUUCUUCAUGGAGCAGAGACUGUCCAAUCAGAACUACUCGUAGAAGGAAUGUGUGUCGUCGCCAUGGAAAUUAGUCUAAGGAUAAAACAUUGGUUUAAAAGCAAAAUCAUAAUUACUGUGAGUUACAAUGGCGGAUGUGUUUUGGCGAGUGGAGCACCUAAACAUUAAAUUUUGAACAUUUUAAUUUGGCAAAAUAAUCUGAAAUCAGGACUCAUGUUUUGGGAAAUGACUACCAUUAACAGAUAAUAUAAGCAGCAUAAGGUACUUAGUUUAAACGUUGGUGCUUUUUGGCUUGUGGUUCUGUUGAAUGACAGAUUUGGAGAUGCUUUAGUUGGAUCGUAGCUGGUGCUGAUGUAGCGAAUGCAAAUGCCUUGUAGAUAUUAUGCCAUGACAACGAUGACAUUGUCGUUGCUGCAUAGUAGCUGUGGCCCAGUUGAACUGCCUUCUUCCAAGUCUGCAUUUCAAGACCUAUUUUAUGAUGGAUCAACAGCGCUGUCCCAUUCAGAAGGCCCCUCCAAAUACACUGGGAAAAUAGUUUACCCUGUUGUGAUCACUUUGUUGGCUGAAUAAGUGAAAAUAGUUGCUGGUAAACUUGGAAUGUUUUGGACCUACAAUUGUGAUACACAACACCUGGAUGCAGCAUUAAUGUUGGAAGGGUCAUAAACGUGAAACGAUGGUUAUGGUGGGUCACUGUGGACUGUCACAGUCUGGGAGGUGACACAUUUUCAGUCCAUUAGCCUUCAGCCUGGCAAAGGCAACGCAUCAAUCAAUCAGCUAUGUUUUAUUAAACAAGUGGCCUUCAUCACAUUUUAUUUGCAAGAUGAAUAUUUGUAAUCCAGUUAGGCCAGUAGGGCUUUUCAGAUCAACUUACAUUUGACUGCUUUAGUUGAAUCAUACAUGAUGAAUUGGAAUAGUUAACCUAUGGAGUGAUUGAUUAAAAUGGUGGAUAUAGAGGGAAAAGGUUCAUGAUUGUGCCAGAUAGAGUUGAUAUUGUGAGUUAGGACGUUCAACUCUGGAGCGUGAGCUACAGUAUAUGUUAAAUUGUUCUGUUCACACAAAUUUUACUUUCUUGUCCGAGCGGCUGCUGUUGACAUUGAUCAUAAUGGUGUCCCUUGUCUCUGAUGUCCUUCGUCUCACAUUGCUAUUCCAGUUCAGUUGUGUUGUAUUGGACUGCCAGGAAAUUGACGCUGGGCUAGUAAAGCUCUGUUGGCAAUAAUGCUAUUCUAUACCCUUUUGUCUGCAGGUGCUGUUGUUUGUACUUCAGCAUGGCGGUCGUCAUCCGUUUACAGGGACUAAGAGUCACAGCAGGUUCUGAGGAUAUUCGCAAGUUCUUCGCUGGCCUCAAAAUUCCAGAUGGAGGGGUGCAUAUAAUUGGUGGGGAGCUUGAGGAAGCUUUCAUUAUCUUUGCUUCCGAUGAAGAUGCAAGAAGAGCCAUGACACAGUCAGGAGGUUGCAUUAAGGGUUCACCUGUUCAUUUGCUACUUAGUAGUAAAACAGAGAUGCAGAACAUGCUUGAAAGAAGUACAACAAAUGUAGAGCUAGAUGAAAAGAGACGACUUGAGGAGAAUGCAAGACGUGCUAGAAGAUCUGUGGAUCCUGAGGCGGUCAGGAGAUCAGCUAGCAGAUCAGAUUAUUCCCCUCCCCCCCAUCACCAGAGGGCUUCAAACACGAAUGAUGACUUUGUGCAUGUGUUUCUAAAUGGAAUGCCUUUCUCUGUGACUGAAGAGGAAGUCCGUGACUUUUUCUAUGGUUUACUUAUUGAUGAUAUUGUUUUAUUGAAAAAUGCACAGGGUGCCAAAAAUGGGAAAGGUAUCGUCAAAUUUGCAACAAGAGAGGAUGCACACGAAGCCCUGAAGAGGGAUAGGAAAUACAUUGGGUCAAGGUACGUGGAGGUUUCCACAACAACAGCAGACUUUUGGCGUCGGGCUACUGGUAAAGAGUCAAUGGCUGUCAACAACUUUGAAAGGGAUAGAUCACCUGUUCGCCAUCAGAGGAAUCCACAUCAUGUCAGGUCACAAUCACCUUUGAGGCCUGUUUCUUCAGACGAUGAGUACUGCGUUUUGAUGGAAAAUCUGUCCUUUGCAGUGGAAAAAGAAGACAUAAAAAAGCUUUUUCGUAAUGCAAAGCUUGAGGAUGACCAGAUCCUACACUUGAUUGGCAGUGAUGGGAGAAGAACUAGAUCUGCAUUUGUGCUGUUUAAGAGUCUGCGUGACUAUUGUGAUGCCUUGACUCCUGAAAAAAGGCAGUUUUUCAACCGAUGGAUUUCUACGCGGCCAAUCUCAAGAGAGAAAAUGAUCACCCUUCUGGAAUCUCAGAGCAUGGAUGUCGGACCUUCUGAAAACUCUGAAAUGAUUCAGGAGAGGCCUCCAUCUUACCCCAGUGAUCCUUAUGACUCGGAAAAAAUGUGUGUGUUUGUGCGGAACCUGCCAUUUGAUGUACGGAAAGUUGAGAUCAUGGACUUCUUCCUUGGGUUUAAUAUCACAGAUGACAAGGUGUUUGUGCUGCGUGACCAUAACGGUGCUGGAGUUGGAAAGGCGUUGGUUCUCUUCCGGUCUGAGGCAGAGGCUAUGAGUGCACUCUCUCUCAAUGGACAAAGGUUUCUUGGGUCAGAGGUCACAUUGAAAUGCAUUUCACGUUCUCAGAUGCGGCAGUUGGGUGUUGAGCCACCAGUGGUGCAAGAGCCAGUUGUGCAAGAGCCAAUGCCGAGAGAGGAGCGGUACUCAGGCAGGAGAAGCGAGGCAUCCUAUCGCCUUGGUGACACUGAGUACCCUGACUUUAGGAUUUCUCAUGAUGGUAAUAUACCAAUGACCAAUGCACAGGCUCACAUCCAUGGAGGCGGCGGUUAUGAGCCCCAUGCAGUAGGCCCUCAUGCUCCACAAGACAGAGGUAAUGGCUUUCGUGGUAGCUUUGGUCCCUCAGUGCAACAUUUUGAUGGUCCCACUUGUGUAAAGCUGCUUAACUUACCAUUCCAAAUCAGAAGUGAAGAAAUCUAUGACUUUUGCUAUGGAUUUCGCAUUAUCCCUGGAUCUGUCUCACUGCAGUAUGACCAGAGAGGAAAAUGUAAAGGCUCUGCAACUGCAGUAUUUGAGUCCCGUCAGGAGGCGUUAACAGCAGUUGAGGAACUGAGUGGAAGACCAAUAGGUCCAAGAAAAAUACAGUUAUUACUUGAGUAAAAGUGACAUUGCUUUUCAUGGCACCUAACAUGCCCUAGCAGUGUAGGUUGGACAUGUACAAUGUUGAUUGAAACAAAGUUGAUUUUAAGGGAUAAAAUUGCCUUUUCUUUCUUUUCUUUUUUGAUUACACAAUACAAUUGUGCAUUUUUUUUUUUUUAAAUUGCGUUUUCUUUUAUUGCUAUUAGGCAUUAUAGUCUGUUGACUAUAUAUGGGGUUUGUAUGCAUUUUUCAUCUUAAAGUGAAAUACUAGAUUUUUGGUUGAUAUUUCUUAAAUUUAAUUUACAAUAUAGUGUGGAAUAAUGUUGUGAAAUGUUAUUUUUUUAUAUAAAAAUGCAUACCUUUUUGAAUUGUAAGUUUUUCUUUUCUUUUCAUUUGUCACUUGCAGUGUAAACACAUUUUGCUUGCCAGAAAAACCUUACUUAUAUAAAGUGCAGGUUAAUCACUAAUUCAAAGGAAUCAGUUAGUGAUAACUUUUAAGAUUAGUUUAAAUGGGAUACCCUUAAGUGAUUAUCUGUAUUUAUGAUAGAGUUAAGUGGGAUGUACAGUAUUUGCCUCCAAGAGCAAGACUUGUAAAACAAGAUAAUAGGACAAGUGACCACUGUGAGAAUCUGUAAUGUGUAUUUCAAAUUAAAAAGAACUUGUAAACUUUCUAAAUUUUAAA
Messenger RNA from Sander lucioperca (pikeperch), 5355 nucleotides. RefSeq names its product RNA binding motif protein 12Bb (gene rbm12bb). The record is from RefSeq and is a predicted model, not a curated record. Gene Ontology annotation, cellular component: ribonucleoprotein complex; nucleoplasm. Gene Ontology annotation, molecular function: RNA binding. The transcript has 2 exons. NCBI's taxonomy places the organism in Eukaryota, Metazoa, Chordata, Actinopteri, Perciformes, Percidae. The coding region runs from base 2787 to 4694 and encodes 635 amino acids. Gene Ontology annotation, biological process: regulation of RNA splicing.